Messenger RNA from Prunus dulcis (almond), 831 nucleotides. RefSeq lists its product as uncharacterized. NCBI's taxonomy places the organism in Eukaryota, Viridiplantae, Streptophyta, Magnoliopsida, Rosales, Rosaceae. Bases 110 to 616 code for a protein of 168 amino acids. The transcript has 6 exons. Gene Ontology annotation, biological process: positive regulation of proteasomal ubiquitin-dependent protein catabolic process. Gene Ontology annotation, cellular component: Cul4-RING E3 ubiquitin ligase complex. The record is from RefSeq and is a predicted model, not a curated record.
UAAAGCGCACACACGCGGCCAAGACUCUCACAGACUCACAAACCAGUUUGAUUUGACUCCCUCCCUCGCUUUACCUUUGUGAAUAGUUACCGAGGCUUCUUCACCCGCCAUGGAGGGCUCCUCUUCUCAGCCCUCUGAUUCAAAUCAGACGGCUUCUGGCGCUUUUAAGUUCCUCCAGAACCUUCCCUCUCGCGGCCUCCUCUCCUCCACCUUCCUCUCAUCAAAUCCGGGUGGGAUGCGCGUGUAUGUUUGUGUCCGUGACACAUCACCCCCAGAGGAUCAACAUAUACAGACAAACCAACAAAACAUAUUGAUUAGAUCACUUACGCUUAAGAAACAGAAGGGAGAAUCCAGUUCAAAGGAUGUGAAGGGUGCAGGUGCAGCUGAAGGUUCUAGGAAGAGGGUUGCUGAAAGAGUUUUGGAUAGCAAAACUUCAGCUAAGAGAGCCGCUAGUCAAAGUAGUUCUCGACAAGAGGGAUCAAGCAGCAAUCAAGCAUCUAGUAGGGACUUCCAGGGGUUAACUGUAGAGAGGCUCCGUGCCCUUCUGAAGGCUAAAGGUCUUUCUUUAAAGGGAAAGAAGGAUGAGUUGAUUGCACGACUGAAAAGCUCUAGUUGAUCGUAGUUCAGACGGUGGGGUAUCAAUUUCUGUUUUCUGUAUGUGUACUCUUCUAGGGGAAGGAAAGUGGUUUGCUUUUUUUUAUAUAAUUUAUAUUUGUAACUUAGGAAUGAUGUAAGCUGGAAUUAUCGAUCAUUUAAAAUGACAAUGACAAGCUUAGAGACUGAGAAAUGCAUUUUGUAUCAUCAUGUUCUAUAAAUUUUUUGGUCAAGACA